CUUUAUUUUCCGGUGGCGUUCAAUGACCUGCAUGGAGCCGCAGACCAAGCCACAUGGAGUUGGGCUUUUUCUGGAGCUAAGAAAACGGCUACAGAGCGGACUCCUCAUUGUGGGGAAAGAUGUGGCUGGAAGCCCUGCCGAGGUGCUUGUGACAGGCGGAGAUUCCACUCUUCACAUCCGGACUCCCAGAGGCGAGCUAAGCUUGGCGCUGCCAGCAGGAGUCAACCAUGAGCAGGGAUCCUGCAUGCUGACACCCAGCGGAGAGCUCUGCGGAGACGAGCUGCAUUUCCGACUGGGCAUCAGUGUAAACCAAAGUGCAGAUGAAGAGGCUUCGGACGGCAUGAUGGAGAGACUCAGGGCAAAAGAGAGUUAUUGCUUCUGCUGCCAGAGCUGCAAGACCAGGCUGCUGGAGGACAGAGUGUUUAAGCGUGUGCUUCCUCUCCCCAAUGGCAAUUGGAAUGCUAUUGUGAGUGACUGGUGUUGCCACCCAGAUCCGUUCGCUAACAAGAAGUUGUUGCCUCGAGCAGAGGACUGUUUGCUGGGUGACACCUUCUUUCUUCUGGUCAGAGACGGUAGCUGUGAACACACUCUCACUGAGGAAGUAAGCUCUGUCAGCGCAGAAGGCAGCCAGGAUUCAAAGAAACCGUGCCACAGACUAGUGCUCAUCUCCUGUAAGAGCUGCUCAUCGGUACUGGGAGAGGCUGUUGCACCAGGGACCCUGAAACUGUACAUCACGCAGGUCAUAGUGGAGCCCAGUGUGGGAGACAGGAAGUCAGAAGCUCUGCUAAACAGAUCUCUUUUCCUGGAGAAAACUCUAGCAGCCCGGCUACUGACGCUGUCCAACUCUCUGAGCACCUUCCACUUCUCUAUCCAGUCUCCUGAUGAAAAAGCCUUCUUACUGCUCUGGCUGCUGAACAGCGACUCCAUCAUAGCGUCAGUCCCAGAGACGUCUGUUGAGGGCGAGAGGUCUAUCAGCCUCCCCGCUCUUCACAGUCCAUCACCCACGGCUGCCAGAGCCCUCAAACUCCUCUACAUCGCCUGCUCUGACAGAGGCAUCCUGCAGAGAGAUGUUGUAACUAGCUGGGAGGUCAAUGCUAUCGGCCAUCCUCUGGUCCUGCCACUGAAGGUGUGUGAGGAGCUGCUGAAGCUGCUGGAGGACAGCAACUCUUCACUUCCCCCAUCACUGCGGCGCAUGAGGUCGUACGAGGUGGCAUACUUGAAGCUGUGAUGUCAAACCCCAGUGACCAGGAGGUCAAGACUUCACUUAUUCAGUCUUGGAGGAUAAUUAAAGAAGACCUUGGACGGCUGACAGAGCAACUUCAUGCAUAUGAACGUGUAUAUUUUUGUAUAUGUGUUUUGUUCACUUGGCAUGCAAGUCGAGUUUUUAUUUCUGGUUGGUUCUCUCAACCUGUUUGGCAGUGUGCCAUGACAGCCUCAACAUGUUGAAUCCAGUAAAUCUAAAUCUUAAGAACAAAGCAAGAGCAGUUCAUAAAAAUUGUUAAUUGCCCAAUUUCUUUUAUUAAUUGUAAUAGAUAAUUAAAUGUACUAUAACUGUUGAGAAGCCUAUAUAUUUACAUUCUGCAUUCCAAAGCUUUUGUAUGUUUGUCAUCAAUCUUAAAAAAAAAAAAAGAUUAAACCUUUUGUUUGAAAGUA
This is a messenger RNA of Myripristis murdjan (pinecone soldierfish), 1653 nucleotides long. RefSeq names its product ubiquitin protein ligase E3D (gene ube3d). Gene Ontology annotation, cellular component: cytosol; nucleus; ubiquitin ligase complex. The record is from RefSeq and is a predicted model, not a curated record. Lineage: Eukaryota; Metazoa; Chordata; Actinopteri; Holocentriformes; Holocentridae. Gene Ontology annotation, molecular function: ubiquitin conjugating enzyme binding; ubiquitin protein ligase activity; cyclin binding. Gene Ontology annotation, biological process: protein polyubiquitination; proteasome-mediated ubiquitin-dependent protein catabolic process; protein monoubiquitination. Bases 23 to 1228 code for a protein of 401 amino acids. The transcript has 11 exons.